GGAGGACUCGGGGCAGCAGAAGCCACCGCUGGGAGCGCUGUGAGGAUGUGGGGGCCGAGCACGGUGGUCCGCAGUGGGGGGCUGCUCUGUGGGGCACAACUGGGCUGCAGAGUCCAGGAGGAGGAUGUGGGGCGCAGAGAGUCCUUCAGUGCUGAGUGGUUGGACCUGGAGCUCAGCACCCGGCCUGAGGAGGGGUGGUGCCGGAGGGAGGUGGACCAGCAGCGCCGCGAGUCGCUGGAGCAGCGCGGGGAGACGCGGGUGCUGACACAGCGCUCACCGUGGGGCGUCGUGAGGGUGGGCGUCCUGGGGCAGCCCCUGGCCCAGCAUCUCCUCCCAUACGCCCGCACCCUCCCGCUGCCCCUUUUCGCCCCCUCAGACCUGCGUGGAUCCAAACCGGGGCUCAGACGGACCCUGUCCCGUUCCCUCUCCCACGAAGCCCAAAGGGGUUGAAGGCGGUGGGUGGGGGGCUCGGGGAACGGGAUGAGGUUGGGGGGCGGCGGCAGGAGGGUCCUGAAGCUCGUUGUUCGCCGCAGCCCCCGAAGAUGGAGGAGGAAGGUGGGGGGAUGUGGAGGUGGGCGCCCACCCUGCAGUGGGCAGCAGAGGCCGGUGGGGACGGGGCGCGGAUGGGACGUGGAGCCCCUGGCAGAGAGAAGGGAGCGAGGAUGGGGUGAUCUGAGCCCCCCCCCCGGGGCAGGGGAGGGGAGACACAGCAGCGUUGUGUUGUUUUGUACAGAUGUGAAUUUCUUUGUAUUGCAAUAAAAGGUGCAGCCUGGA
This is a messenger RNA of Coturnix japonica (Japanese quail), 774 nucleotides long. RefSeq names its product titin-cap (gene TCAP). Gene Ontology annotation, cellular component: Z disc. Gene Ontology annotation, biological process: detection of muscle stretch; cardiac muscle contraction; sarcomerogenesis. NCBI's taxonomy places the organism in Eukaryota, Metazoa, Chordata, Aves, Galliformes, Phasianidae. Gene Ontology annotation, molecular function: titin binding; titin Z domain binding; structural constituent of muscle. The record is from RefSeq and is a predicted model, not a curated record.